Messenger RNA from Exophiala xenobiotica, 777 nucleotides. RefSeq lists its product as uncharacterized. NCBI's taxonomy places the organism in Eukaryota, Fungi, Ascomycota, Eurotiomycetes, Chaetothyriales, Herpotrichiellaceae. Gene Ontology annotation, cellular component: Dsc E3 ubiquitin ligase complex. The transcript has a single exon. Bases 1 to 777 code for a protein of 258 amino acids. Gene Ontology annotation, biological process: SREBP signaling pathway; protein processing. The record is from RefSeq and is a predicted model, not a curated record.
AUGAACAAUGAGAGUGCCCUCGUCCCCGAGCGCGGCCUGCGUAUCUCGCAGGGGAAAGACGACCACCUCGGAACCUUGCUGCGAACGCUCGAUGCCGUUAUCUUCCUCCAGAUAGGCAUCGCAUACCUCUCCGACAAUCUUACCUUCCUCCUCGUCCUGCGCGCAGUGUCUCAAGUCGUGCAUGUCCAGUAUCGACCGCCGGCCACGACUCAGCAGCUAACGCCCAUUCUCUUUGUCAAUGUAAUCUGCUACAUAUCACACCUGCUGGCUGACCGAUCCGGCACGAAAUACAUACACGGAGGACUGAUUAUUGAUUUUGUGGGCGAACUGCCGUCUUCGAGAUGGAAGCUUCUAUUACAGGAUUCGAUCCUUGCUGCCCUACAGCUACUCAUGCUGGUCGUUGGCUAUCAAAAGCAGCUCCUUUUCGGGGAGACGCAGCCGCAAGCGGAUGCACCGCAGCAAGAUCUGGAGGCGGAGGAGGAAGGGCGACGCAGAUCCCGCGACCAGGAGCCGCAGGCUGAGACCGAGCAAGGUAUAGAAUUACAAAGUUUCCUACCAGAAGGGUCCGAGCAGGCACACUCUGCCCCAACGAAGUCAGGGAAAAUGAGCGACCAAGAUGACGAUUUGAUAGUGCUUGACAUGCGAAAAGGGCUGAAGGCUUUGUUCAGAAGACCAAUCCCAACCACCUCACCAACGGUGGAAGACCCGACGGUGCGUGCAGGUCUUGCGAAUGUGUUGGCUAGAGUUGCUGCUGCACGGGCGCGAGCUCAGGCUUGA